UUACGUUGCUAGGGACGGCGGUGUAAGCUUCUGUCUGCGGACCGGUAGUUUUGAAGGCGAUUAGAGAAUUGGGGGUGCCUUUAUAUGCCAGGGCGUCGUAGGUUCCUCAGAACAAGGAAAGUUCUCACUUAAUUAACAAGUAUUGCGAAGACCAUCAGUCAAACAACCUGAGUAACUUUGGAAUACACAAAAUUUGGUUCCUACUUAGGUAGUCACAAUGGUGUACAACUACACAAAACCACGUGGACCGAUUGCUGCCAUGUACAGCAGCCCUGGCCCAUGCUAUGGUCUACCAAAUCUGAUUGGCCAGUCAACCCAUGAUCCUCGCAGUUCCCAUUCCAAAUACCCAGCAUAUUCUUUUGGCAUCCGUCAUGGAAAAUUCAGGGAUGACUGCAGCCCUGGCCCAUGCUACUAUCCUGACACCAAGGUAUAUCGAGAUGGACAGGAUGGUACCCCCCAUUACUCCUUAUACAGUCGCCAGAAGGACAGCACAUCUUUUAUGACCCCAGGGCCAGGUGCUUACAGUCCUCAGCACACUGGCCCCACUGCCAAGUUCCGCCACCCAGCCUACAGUUUUGGUAUGAGACAGAGACACAGGAGAACGGACAACACUCCAGCGGCCAACAGCUACACAUUGCCCAACAUGAUCGGCAAGACAGUCCAGAGCGGGAAGAGACAGGCAGCUUGUCACAGUCUCUCUGGGAGACAGACCACGGGAGGCUUUGCUGAGGAUCUGGCUAGGGCCCCCGGACCUGGUACAUACACCACCACUGACCCCAGCACGUUCAAGAACAAGGCCCCUCUGUACAGCAUGACCAGCAGGAACAUCAUGCCAGGGGACACCACCAAGAAGCCAGGACCAGGAGCUCACUCACCAGAGAAUGUGUGGAUCCACAAGACGAAGGAACCCGACUUCUCCUUUGGAAUCCGCCACAGCCAGUACCUUGCCCCACUCAUUGUUGAUGUUCAAGAAUAGGUAUCCAUGGCAACUGACACAAACAAAUCAAAACACAUUGUUCAAUGCACAGAACAAAAAAACAUUUCAUGAUCAAAACCUUCCUCAGUCACAUUGUGUAUUUUGUACAAAGCAGCUUUUUACCACUGUUAUGUAUUAUAGAGUUUAAUUUGUCACAUUGUGUACAUGUACAAUAACCUUUGCCAAAGACGAGAGCAUUGCUCAAGUUUUAAAAUCAGUUCUUUGUGUUACAGUAGGAGCGCUGAUAUAAACAUGAAUUCAUAUAAUGGCCCGUAGCUGCUACCAAUUUGUUUCGCAAAUGUUUUUGUGGUAGGAGACCAAUCAAAGGGAACAAAAUAGAUUUCAUCUGGAUUUCAGAUUACCAUAUUUGUUUAUAUGGUUAUUUACAGUAUUACAAUUUGAAUGUUUUAUGUUUUUUUUGUACAUUCUCUAUUUAAUGCCCUAUAAGCAUGUAUAUUUAUAACUUUGAGUUUCUUUGAAUUAUAUAUUUGUGAGGCAUACAUCAUGUUGUUGGUCUAUUGACUUUUGAAAUGUUUCAUUUUCAAAUCUUGAACAUGCACAGAAAUCAAAAGUAUUUGUGCUAAUUUGUCAGAUUUUAUCAGUAUUGAUGCAUCUAUAUGUUUAUACAUAAUUUGUCAGGGGUGUGUUUUGUGCUAACUCUGUAAUAAACAUGUAUGUAUGAAUAAGCUUUGUGAGGUUAAUAAACCUGUGUGAUGAAAAGA
Haliotis rubra (blacklip abalone) is the source of this 1698-nucleotide messenger RNA. Its product is annotated as outer dense fiber protein 3-like. The record is from RefSeq and is a predicted model, not a curated record. Bases 218 to 976 code for a protein of 252 amino acids. NCBI's taxonomy places the organism in Eukaryota, Metazoa, Mollusca, Gastropoda, Lepetellida, Haliotidae. The transcript is spliced from 6 exons. Gene Ontology annotation, cellular component: cytoskeleton.